AGUCGAGUCUGGAGUAUCGAGGUUUCCGAGACGGUUAGUGCUUCAUGACCUGCGUAGCUUAAGAAGGAGCUGGAAAAGAUGUCUCGAGCUAUUCAUCUUCCAGUCCCUUGUCCUGUUCAGCUUGGUACUUUAAGAAAUGACUCCUUGGAAGCUCAGCUACAUGAGUAUGUCAGACAAGGGAACUAUGUGAAAGUGAAGAAGAUUCUUAAGAAAGGAAUUCAUGUUGAUGCAGUGAACUCCCUGGGCCAGACGGCACUUUUUGUUGCAGCAUUAUUAGGCCUUACAAAACUAGUUGAUGUUCUGGUGGAUUAUGGAUCAGACCCAAAUCAUCGCUGCUUUGAUGGGAGUACCCCUGUCCAUGCAGCAGCAUUUUCAGGCAACCAGUGGAUCCUCAGCAAAUUGCUGGAUGCCGGGGGUGAUCUGCGACUCCAUGACCAGAAGGGUCGAAAUCCACAGACCUGGGCCUUGACAGCAGGAAAGGAACGUAGCACCCCGAUGGUGGAGUUCAUGCAGCGCUGUGCCUCGCACAUGCAGGCCAUCAUCCAGGGCUUCUCUUAUGACCUGCUGAAGAAGAUAGACUCCCCACAGCGGCUCAUCUGCAGCCCGCCCUGGUUUGGGGGCCUCAUGCAGGGAAACUCUAAUGGCUCUCCUAACCGACUGCUUAAAGCUGGAGUUAUUUCUGCCCAAAAUAUCUACAGCUUUGGCUUUGGAAAGUUUUACCUUACAGGAGGGACACAGCUUGCCUAUCUAGGAUCUCUUCCAGUCAUUGGAGAAAAGGAAGUGAUUCAAGCUGAUGAUGAGCCCACCUCCUCUUUCUUCAGUGGCCCCUACAUGGUCAUGACCAACCUGGUAUGGAAUGGGAGCAGGGUGACAGUGAAAGAGCUGAAUCUCCCCACCCACCCACACUGCAGCAGGCUGCGGCUGGCCGACUUGUUAAUUGCAGAGCAAGAACACAGCAGCAAGUUACGGCACCCCCACCUACUGCAGCUGAUGGCCGUGUGCCUGUCCCAGGACCUGGAGCAGACCCGUCUUGUGUAUGAGCGCGUCACUGUUGGCACGCUGUUCAGCGUUCUCCACGAACGACGGUCCCAGUUCCCGGUGUUGCACAUGGAGGUGAUUGUGCACCUGUUGCUCCAGGUCUCUGACGCACUGAGAUACCUGCAUUCUCGGGGGUUUAUCCAUCGCUCCCUCAGCUCCUAUGCUGUCCACAUUGUUUCCACAGGGGAAGCGAGGCUGACCAACCUAGAGUACAUGAUGGAAAGCCGGGAUGGAGGUGUGCACAGGGACCUGACUCGAGUACCCCUCCCUACCCAGCUGUAUACCUGGGCUGCACCAGAAGUUAUCUUACAGAAGGCAGCCACAGUGAAGUCGGACAUCUACAGCUUUUCUAUGAUCGUACAGGAGAUUUUAACAGACAACAUACCCUGGAAUGGCUUAGAUGGAUCAGUUAUUAAAGAAGCUAUAGUCUUGGGAAAUUAUUUAGAAGCUGAUGUCAGGCUUCCGAAACCUUACUAUGAUAUUGUUAAGUCAGGCAUCCAAGUCAAGCAGAAAGACCGAACUAUGAACCUUCAAGAUAUCCGGUAUAUUCUGAAGAAUGACUUAAAGGAUUUUAUUGGCGCCCAGAGGACUCAGCCAACUGAGGAUCCCAGGGUGCAAAGAUACAAACUCCAUCCUGAUGUCAGUGUCUAUCUAGGACUGACUUCAGAACAUCCGAAAGAGAUCCCUGACUUGGAAAUCAAAGAGCUGAAGGAAACAGGCAGUCAGCCUCAUUCACCUAGGAGUCCCUUUUCUCCCAUUGAGAAAGGAGUACUAAAUCCUCAGCCCCCAGGUCCCAAUCUGGCUGCCAAAGACACUCAGAAUCAAGACAUUUCUUCUGAUCCAUUUGUGGCAGAAGAGGCCAGCAGCCCCAGCCUAGGUCAGGCAAGCCUCUGCAGCUUUGAAAUCAAUGAAAUCUAUUCAGGCUGCCUGAACUUGGGAGAUGACAAAGAGGAAGAGCUUCCAGGAGCUCCUUCAUCUCUUGAGGGGAAUAGACCAAACCAGGCAGAUGAACUGAAGUCCAUGGAAGAAGAGUUGGAUAAAAUGGAGAGAGAGGCAUGCUGUUUUUGUGAUGAGGACGAGAGUUCUUCAGAAGCUGACACAGAGCUCUCCUUUGAGGACUGGGACCAGCAAAAUGGUUCGUUUAGUUCACUCAGCCUACCUGAGCCAACUAGAGAAGUCAAGGGCAAUGUAAACAACAGGUCCAUGACUGAGGAAUACAUCAGUAAGUGUGUGCUCAAUCUAAAGAUUGCACAGACAUUAAUGCACCAGAAUGCCAGUUUGCUGAAGAAUACGCAACAGAAAAUAAAUAAACUUGAGAUGAUACAGAAGGAGCAGGAAGAGCACAGGUCUUUUUGGGCUACUUCAAGAGAGUUUGUAAAUGUCUACAAUUUGCCUUCAGCCCUGGGUCCUCCAGCUUCAAGUUACAUUCCUCCUGUUGUGCAGCAGUCAGGGGGCCAGCAGCCAGACAUCAGAGUCAACUGUCCAACCCUAGAAAGGUUUCCGAGAACACUGCUGACUCUUUGUGGCCCUGGAAAGCAGAACACAGGUAAACAAUUUCAGCCCUCUCAAGAAGCCAAGGAUAGUUUGGAAAGAAGCAGGAACCAACAUACCAGUAGCCAAGGAAGACCUAGAGAGUUCAAUGCCCAAGCCAAAGUCACAGAGCUAAAUAGUGCAUUCUCCACUGUGUCAAGCCACCAGCAGGGACUGGGUAGGUCACCCAGCCCUCAGCAGGAUGCUACCCGGAUCAGUGUGGAAUCUAUGUCUUCUCAAAUCUAUAAUACAAAAUCAAGAAAUAAUGAAGAUGAUGGAGCGGUACACUUAAGAUGGAAAAUGGAGGUGAAAGAAAUAGCAGAGAAAGUAGCUACUGGGCAGCUCACAGUACCUCCUUGGCAUCUUCAGAGUAGUUUGACUUUAGACAAUGAGGCUGAAAAUGGGCCUGAUCCCCUGCUGAAGCCUCCCGUUAGGGGCCCCAAGAACAUGGAUUGGCAGCAAGUUAUAGAGUAUCACAAGGAAAAUGAUGAGCCAGGAAGAAAUGGCAAGUUCGACAACAUGCACAACAGUGACCAUGAGAGUGACUUGCAUGGCAGACAGCCUGGGCCUCAAAACUUCACCAGUAUCAGGCAACCAUCUCCUGGAAAAAAUGAGCAACUAGAGCAUAGUGAAGACUUUCAAGCCAGUUCUGAUGCUGUGGUCACUGAGAAAUCUUACAGUGAUCAGUCCGUGCAAUCAACUUGUUCACCUGAGUCUUCUGAGGAUAUAACAGAUGAAUUUUUAACUCCAGACCAUGAAUAUUUUUACUCCUCACCCACUCAAGAAAACUUGGUACUAGAGACCUCAAGUCCCAUUGAAGAGGACUUUGAAGGAAUACAAGGCGCAUAUGCCCAGCCUCAAGCCUCUGGUAAGGAAAAGUUCCAAGUGACAAAAAUUCUUGAAAAGAAUGCUGAGAUUUUGAACAGGUCUCACUUUCAACCUAUACGAAGUACUGAAGGCGAACAAGAAGAGAUAUUAAAGGAGUCACCAAAGGAACUGAAAGAGAAAGACAUAUCACUGAUAGAUAUUCAAGACCUGUCUAGUAUUUCCUAUGAACGAGAUAGCUCUUUUAAGGAAGUCUCCUGCAAAACACCCAAAACAAACCAUGCACCUACUAGUGUCAGCACUCCGCUCAGCCCAGGGUCAAUUUCUUCAGCUGCCAGUCAGUAUAAAGACUGCCUUGAAAGUAUAACAUUUCAGGUUAAAACACAGUCUACCUCUUGGAAGAAUAGUCAAGAAUCUAUUCAGACUUUGUCUGAUAAAUCUGUAGCUGUCCAAGAGAAAGCAAAGAACUUAGAUUCUCUGCUGACUUCCUCUGAAACUCUCCCUUCAAGACUAACUGAUCUUAAAAGAUUGUCUGCAUUUACUGGGGCUGGUUCUUCUAGCAUUGCUAAUGCAUCUGACAUAACACCCCAUGCCAUCCAGAGAAGGAGCCUGCCUAAAGUAGAAGCCAUCUCACAGCAUCACGUUGAUGAGCUACCACCACCUUGUCAGGAGCUACUUGAUGAAAUUGAGCACUUGAAGCAGCAGCAGGCCUCAUCCAAAGUGUUGCAUGAGAAUACAGCAGGUGAUCCAGGCCUCAGUGCAAAUGAUAAAAGUCACUUAGAAGAACAAGAAACUAACGGUAAUAAAGAAGAGAGUAGUAUACUUUGGACCAAAGAAGCUCAGGAUCUAGGAGAGGACACAGAGAGAGCUCAUUCUUCUCUGGAUGAGGACCUGGAAAGAUGGCUGCAGCCACCUGAGGAGACCUUGGAGCUACAGGACCUCCCCAAGGGCUCUACAAGGGAAAUAAAUACCAAGGAUCAAGAAGUUGGUGAAAAGAAGAGAAAAAGGGAAGAAAGCAUCAAGCCAGAGAGAAGGAAAUCAGAGAGCUUUUUAGGGACUUCUGAAGAAGAUGAACUAAAACCCUGUUUUUGGAAGCGACUGGGUUGGUCCGAACCAUCCAGGAUAAUCGUGCUGGAUCAGAGUGACUUGUCAGACUGACUGGAACUGGAUCGUAGAUGGAC
This is a messenger RNA of Otolemur garnettii (small-eared galago), 4574 nucleotides long. RefSeq names its product testis expressed 14, intercellular bridge forming factor (gene TEX14). Gene Ontology annotation, molecular function: protein kinase activity; protein binding; ATP binding. The transcript has 33 exons. NCBI's taxonomy places the organism in Eukaryota, Metazoa, Chordata, Mammalia, Primates, Galagidae. The record is from RefSeq and is a predicted model, not a curated record. Bases 79 to 4551 code for a protein of 1490 amino acids. Gene Ontology annotation, biological process: mitotic spindle assembly checkpoint signaling; intercellular bridge organization; protein phosphorylation. Gene Ontology annotation, cellular component: intercellular bridge; midbody; kinetochore.